AAAACGCAGCAUUACCCACAAUUCAUUGUGAUACGUGGUUGCUGGAGGAGCAGUGUAGUUAAUAGGUUGGACGGCUUUUAAGCGUUGUGGAGAUGCUACUGCUGGACAUAUAAAAGUUCCAAAUGAAAAAAACUACGCAGUUUUUUAUCUAAAGGGAAAAAGAGACAGAGAGUUCUCGAACAGAGAGGUGAAUGCAAUGGACUGGAGACCAUCACAACCCAGAGAACAGCAUGUGCUUACUAAAGAUUUGGAAGAGCUGGCGCUGGAUGGCAGUGUCACAGCAGGUAGACUUGGCAAUGGGGGGACUCUCCUAAUAGAUCGAUCUGUCAAGUUUGAUAAUUAUCUACAACACUUAGAAGAGGCAAAUGACUUGCAGGACACCCAAGAUGUGUGCGUACUUCCUGGCGAGGCUAAGGAGGAUUUGCCGGCCUACACUCCCUCUUUCUGUCACUGCACACGGCUGGAGCUCUGCUCUACUGCCGUGAUCCACAGGAAACACACUUCACAAAGUGAUGCUGAGGGACAGAGUGAAUCUGAAGAGGUUUUGCCUUUCAGUCUGGAUGACAGCUUUGAUUAUGACAAUGUAGUGCUUUCUCACAAGCAUCCCAUCAAACACUGCAGCAGUGGAUCGUCGUGACCAGUGAGUGCCCACAGUUGGACCGAAUGUCAGAGAAUCUAUUAAAUUGUACAGCUCUAUCUCUAGCAAUAAAAUGACAAUAAAAAGUGGGAAGCAUUUAGAUAUUUAGAAUUCAUGGUAAAGAGAACACAUCAUGCUGUGUUUUUGAGCAUCCACUGAACUGUACUUUGCUCCUGAAUGUCCUUUUUAAAAGACUACUGGCUAGUCCAUAAAUGAUGGUAAAAAUAGUUUAAUUAUACGCUCAGCUCUAAUCACUGUGUUGACACAGAGCACAUUUUCACCAAAAACACAUCUGUCAGUCCCCAUAGAAUCUCUACUGCAGGAUUCAUGCAAAUGUAUCACAUUCUUGUAACAUUUGCAAUUGUGUCCAAUUAUCUCACUAUUUUCAAUGUGUUAUGUAGCUGGAAAUGUUUUAAAUCAAUUAUUGUCAAUCUGCAGCUGUCAGCCUAACAGUCUGUAAGACCCUUAUACAACCCCAAAUCAUAAAAAGUUGGGACAGUAUGAAAAACGUAAAAUAUAUAUAUAUAUAUAUAGUAUUUAUUUUAUUAUGAUUUUUUUUUUUACACAUGAUUUACACAUUUUGGUUACAUUCAUGACAGGACAGGUAGUUACUCGUUACACAAGAUUCAUCAGUUCACAAGUUUAUUGUCAAACACAGUCAUGGACAAUUUAGUGUCUCCAAUUCACCUCACUUUCAUGUCUUUACAAUAUACUUUACUGCAAUAAUGCUUUAAUUAAAGAAGUGUAAAUGACAUUUGCCAAGGGCACUGACAGCCCCAUACCAUGACAGACACUGGCUUUUGGACUUGUUGCUGAUAACAGUCUGGAUUGUCCUUUUUGUCUUUGCUUUUGUUCCAAAUCAUGAUUACAUGAUUACGUCUUUUUACAUCACCUGUUUGAAAUUACAUAAUUGUUUACAUUUUUCCUUACUACUUGCCCUAAAUUUUCUCUUUCACAACUUUUUUUUAAAUGUGUUGCAGGCCUGAAAUGCAGAAAUGGAUGUAUACAAAUAAAUGAAAUGAAGUAAUAAAACAUUAAAUAUCCUGAGUUUAUGCUGUGUGCAUUACAA
This is a messenger RNA of Trichomycterus rosablanca, 1706 nucleotides long. It is a transcript of the gene iftap, whose product is annotated as intraflagellar transport associated protein. Gene Ontology annotation, molecular function: intraciliary transport particle A binding. The transcript is spliced from 6 exons. Bases 197 to 637 code for a protein of 146 amino acids. Gene Ontology annotation, cellular component: 9+0 non-motile cilium; cytosol. Gene Ontology annotation, biological process: spermatogenesis; acrosome reaction. Lineage: Eukaryota; Metazoa; Chordata; Actinopteri; Siluriformes; Trichomycteridae. The record is from RefSeq and is a predicted model, not a curated record.